Molecule: messenger RNA, 1424 nt
Organism: Drosophila mojavensis
Lineage: Eukaryota; Metazoa; Arthropoda; Insecta; Diptera; Drosophilidae
Gene: amx
Product: TM2 domain-containing protein almondex
Exons: 1
Coding region: 224-1030 (268 amino acids)
Source: RefSeq, a predicted model, not a curated record
GCAAAUUUAUAAUUUAUUUGUUUAAAUAAAUUUAAUACAUACUUUGAUGCAAAGGUUUAUGCAAAUGUGCGUGCCCAGACGCAAUACACGAAUAUGUCGAUGCCAUUUUCGAAACCAUCGACUAUAUUACUUAUCACUGUAUCGAUGCAAUGGUUGCUAUCGCUUUUACAACUGGAAUAAAACCGAGAAACUUCGCUUUAUAAACUAGCACUUAUUAGCAAAAAUGGGACAGCAGCGAGAGUGUAUUGUAGUGAAUAUGCGUUCGGCGAUAGUGCUAAUCAUCAUAUUCGUAUUGACCGGCAUAAGAAACAGCGAAACCGCCAGCGGUGGCAACCAAAUGGAUCUAGCGGAUAUGAAAGGUGAUCCGCGCAAGGAGAACAGCAAUGCAGGAAAUAAUAAUAACAACGAUAAUGUAGUGUUUGUACCAGCCUUGGCGAAUCUGGGCAGCAAAUCUCCAGCAGCUGGCGACAACAACAACGGCAACAACACCACGAGCAUGCUAUGCCCCUUGGAUAAGGAAACACCCUGUGAACGGUUGCCAUUCCCAUGCAUUCGCUGCACUUACAACUUCAAUUGCCUGUACGGCCGCGAUAUCAACAUCAUAUGCGAGGCAGCCAACAAUGUACAAUGCAGUGGAGAACGCUCGUUUCAACGUCAAAUGAAUUGUCGCUAUUGCUAUCAAACCGAAAUGUGGCAACAGAACUGUGAACAACAUGCCAAUUGCAACUCGGCUGCAGAGAAAUACUAUCGCACUAAUUGCACUGUGCACCAGGAUGUGCUUUGUCUGGGGAGCCGUUCGUUUACUCGUAAUUUGCGCUGUAACUGGACUCAGGGCUAUCGCUGGAGCACCGCGUUACUCAUCAGCCUUACUUUGGGCGGCUUUGGCGCUGACCGUUUCUAUUUGGGCCACUGGCAGGAGGGCAUUGGCAAGCUGUUCAGCUUUGGGGGUCUCGGCGUGUGGACAAUCAUCGAUGUGCUCCUGAUAUCCAUGCACUACUUGGGCCCUGCCGAUGGCUCGCUCUACAUUUAAUCCGAGGAACAACCCCGCUGGGGGAAUUACCUAAAAUGCAUUUUAUACAAAUUCAAUUUGAAACUUACGACACUUUCAUUUAUUAAAAUCAUCUAUAAAUUAAGAACAUGACGGACGAACAUUUAACUGAAUAAGUGAAAGAAAACUAAUCGAAAAUGAAUAAACAUUAAUGUUUAAGUAAAUUUGAGUUAUAAUUUAGAUAAAUACCUUUUGGCUAAUUUCCACAAAAACAUUUUUGCAUCUCUAGACAUAUAGAUAAAAUGUACUCAACAUUUUAAAUAUCUAAGAUAGAGGGUAUGAAAAUAUCUUCCAAUACUGUUCUUAAGCAGUUCACUAAAUGUAUAGGAGGAGACUCGUCUAUAUAAAUAAAAUGUAAAAAUUUUUUUUUGUUAAA